This is a messenger RNA of Hipposideros armiger (great roundleaf bat), 4519 nucleotides long. It is a transcript of the gene TRIM62, whose product is annotated as tripartite motif containing 62. The record is from RefSeq and is a predicted model, not a curated record. The transcript is spliced from 6 exons. Lineage: Eukaryota; Metazoa; Chordata; Mammalia; Chiroptera; Hipposideridae. The coding region runs from base 1358 to 2785 and encodes 475 amino acids. Gene Ontology annotation, molecular function: zinc ion binding; protein binding.
CUUCAUGUAGUCAUUCAGGAACCCAGGUUCCUUCCGUAUCUUUGCUGCGUCAGCCCCUUUGAAGCAUUGUUGAAGCUGGGUCCCUGGCACAUCAGUGUUCCAACUCAAGGGAAGAGGAAAUGGAGCAUGGACGAGCAAAAGCCUUAAGGGCUACUUCUGUUUUCGUCGUAUUGGAAAAAGUCACAAAGCCACCCUCAGUUGCAAGAGCAGCUGGAAAGUGCGGUCUCUGUCAGACCAGCCACUUCUCUGGCUACUACUAUAUUGUUAUAGACUCUAUAGUCUAUAGAGGAGGAGGGGUUUUGGUGGACAACGGGCAAUUGCCACCACAUCUCCUUUCUCCAGGUCAUUCCCGUUUGAAAGUCCAGAGCCUUCAGGAAAUCUUUUACUGUGACCCUCAACACCCUCCUCCUCACCCAAGCCCCUUCUCCACCACAUCCCCAACAGUACAGAACUAAUUGCUCCCCUUUCACACCUCUGUGCUUUUGCACAUGCCGUUCCCUCUGCCUAGAAAUCUCCCCUCCAUCUGGCAUAUAAGACAAGGUCUAUUAUUCUCUCUCCAGCUCGCCUGCUCCAUCAGGCCCCCCACCACACCCCACACAUACACAAAUAUGACACUCCAGAAAUGUUUGCUGAAUGGAGGCAACUUCUUGGGUCAGACAUUAGCCAGGGCUAGAGCUUCCCAAACUUCUCCCCCAAGCACUCCUUAAGAAAGUGAGGACGGAAUGGGACCCCAGGACUUAGGAAUGUGAGGGUCUUAAACUUGCUCUAAGCAAGCAGGGUAUUUCUCGUUUUAUGUUUAUAUUUUAUGCAAAAAUUGUAUUCAAUGCAGAUUACACACAUAUCCUUGUUUGUCUUAAUACAAAAUAUUAUUUUUCCCAAAUCCUCAAAUUGAUGAUCCUUUUUACUCGUUAGCCUCUCAUACUAGCUAACGCGCCCCUGUCCACCGCAGGAACCCUAAGCAAGACCUGGAUAUUGUUCCAUGUGCAAACCCUGAAGAAACAGCUGGGUUUCGCUCCCCCGGGAGCGGGAGAAUGGUGGGGUCGGAGAGGGGGUCCAACGACUGGAGGCCCGACCCCGCCCCUCUUCUGCCUUACCCGCCUGGGGGGGCGGAGUCGCGUGGGUCCCGCCCACGGGGGCGGGGAGGGAGUCGCGGCUGCCGGCAGCUCCAGCUCGGCUGGUUCCGGGUUGAGAGGCUGCACUGGGACCCGAGCAGUGGCCGCUGAGCCGGCGGGGCGCCUACUCCUGCCUCUCUCGGCCUGCUCCCCGCACCCACCCCUCGGUGCUGCCCCCGACAGCGCUGCGGUCUCUCAGCCACCCUCCUGCAUCUCUGGCCUCAGUCUCCGCCGCCCCCGGCGCCAUGGCGUGCAGCCUCAAGGACGAGCUGCUCUGCUCCAUCUGUCUGAGCAUCUACCAGGACCCGGUGAGCCUGGGCUGCGAGCACUACUUCUGCCGCCGUUGCAUCACCGAGCACUGGGUGCGGCAGGAGGCGCAGGGCGCCCGCGAUUGCCCUGAAUGCCGGCGCACGUUCGCCGAGCCCGUGCUGGCGCCCAGCCUCAAGCUGGCUAAUAUCGUGGAGCGCUACAGUGCCUUCCCGCUGGACGCCAUCCUCAAUGCGCGCCGCGCCGCGCGACCCUGCCAGGCGCAUGACAAGGUCAAGCUCUUCUGUCUCACGGACCGCGAGCUGCUCUGCUUCUUCUGCGACGAGCCCGCGCUGCACGAGCAGCACCAGGUAACUGGCAUCGACGACGCCUUUGAAGAGUUGCAGAGGGAGCUGAAGGAGCAGCUUCAGGCCCUUCAGGACAGCGAGCGAGAGCACACAGAGGCGCUGCAGCUACUCAAGCGACAGCUGGCAGAGACCAAGUCUUCCACCAAAAGCCUGCGGACCACCAUUGGUGAGGCCUUCGAGCGGCUGCACCGGCUGCUGCGGGAGCGGCAGAAGGCCAUGCUGGAGGAACUGGAGGCAGACACAGCACGCACGCUGACCGACAUCGAGCAGAAAGUCCAGCGCUACAGCCAGCAGCUGCGCAAGGUGCAGGAAGGGGCCCAGAUCCUACAGGAGCGGCUGGCUGAAACCGACCGGCACACCUUCCUGGCUGGGGUGGCCUCGCUGUCCGAGCGGCUCAAAGGGAAAAUCCAUGAGACCAAUCUGACAUACGAAGACUUCCCAACCUCCAAGUACACGGGGCCCCUGCAGUAUACCAUCUGGAAGUCCCUGUUUCAGGACAUCCACCCAGUGCCAGCCGCCCUGACCCUGGACCCAGGCACGGCCCACCAGCGCUUGAUCCUGUCUGAUGACUGCACCAUCGUGGCCUACGGCAACCUGCACCCACAGCCGCUGCAGGAUUCGCCGAAGCGCUUCGACGUGGAGGUGUCGGUGCUGGGCUCCGAGGCCUUCAGCGGUGGCGUCCACUACUGGGAGGUGGUGGUGGCGGAGAAGACCCAGUGGGUGAUCGGGCUGGCACACGAGGCCGCAAGCCGCAAGGGCAGUAUCCAGAUCCAGCCCAGCCGCGGCUUCUACUGCAUCGUCAUGCACGAUGGCAACCAGUACAGCGCCUGCACCGAGCCCUGGACACGGCUAAACGUCCGCGACAAGCUUGACAAGGUGGGCGUCUUCCUGGACUACGACCAAGGCCUGCUCAUCUUCUACAACGCCGACGACAUGUCGUGGCUCUACACGUUCCGCGAGAAGUUUCCCGGCAAGCUCUGCUCCUACUUCAGCCCGGGGCAGAGCCACGCCAAUGGCAAGAACGUGCAGCCGCUACGGAUCAACACCGUCCGCAUCUAAUGCAGCGGAGGGAGACGGGCGCCUGGACCCUGACCCCCAGGAGACGCCCAGCUCGGCCGCCCUGAGCUCUCACUCAGGCCAGUUGUGUGCCCUUCGGCCUCCCUUUCCUUGUCUGUAAAAUGGAGGCUAUGCUCCAUGAUUCCUAAACGCUCUUCCAGCAUUGAUGUUCCGUAGCUCUGACCUUGCUGGGGAUCCAGCUUCGGUCCAAGGAUAUGACAUGUCUUCUCCUCAGGGCAGCCCCUGCCCAACCCUCAUCCCCAUCCUCCCAGGGGCAGGGGACUGUCUCCCUAUGUCUCCCUCCUGCCCACAUGCCCUGACAUCAUGCUGUGUCAGAGUGUUGUUGUUACCAGCAGUUGGCAGCCCGAAAGCCACACAGAACCCUCUUCUGCUCCCAGGCCUAAGACUUGCCCCUGACCAAGCUAAUGUCCGGCCUCAGCCCACAGUGGACACAGGCAGCAGCUGGUCCUAGGGUGGCCUGAGAACACCCUCUCCUUCCACCUCCGGGCCAAGAGCUUUAUGGUUCCUGCUUUCCCCACCUAUCUGCAGGUAGAGAUGAUGCUGUGGCCUGUGGAAGGACCCCAGUAGUUGAGCCCACACGUUGCAGUCAACUGUGUCACCACUUUCUUACCCACAGGUCUAAAGAUAGGACGAUGGCACAUCCCAGAGCUGAUGCAGAGCCCAGUAGCCUAAAGGCAGCUGUAGGACAAGCAUCAUUGGAUGAAGGAGAUCCCGAGCAGCUUGGAUAAGGGUCCAACCAGGCCUCUGUGACCAGGCUAGGGUGUGGGGAGGCCGCGGGGAGCAGUUGUGUUAGUCAGGACCUGAGGACUGGGAUGGGCUGUUGGCUGGGACCUCUCAUCAGGCUUGAAAUCUAUCUCUGUUAAGAUCCUGUUGGAGAAAACAAGAGCUUCUUUAGCUAGCUUAAUUAGAUAGGAUUUAUGAACAGGUCCCUGAUGGCUUUGCAAAAUGAAGAGCUGGAGGAGCAGACUUUUUGCUGAAUUUCCAGGAACAGCUCCCAGAUGCCAGAUUCAUCAUGUCUCUCCUGACCAGGAACACUGCUCCCAUGUGCAGCAAGCCCCUGCUUCAGGAAGCCGCGGACUGCUACUCUCUGUGCCAGCAAAUGGAUGUCCUGAGGCCUGUCUCUUUCUCGCUCAAUUCAGUUCCUAAAUCCGAAUCUCUAUGAGGGAUUCUUUUUGAGGAAAUGUAAAUCAGAUCCAGAACCCUGGCUGCAAGGGGGUCUGGGAAAUGUAGUUUUCUUCUUUCCAGCCUCAGCCAUACAAAGAGGCCCAGCAGAAGGAAGUUAGAAUGGAUGCCGAACAAGCCCAUCCACGGUGUUUGCCAAUGGAGUCUACCUCCAGGCCUUGGCUUUGAAGCAGCAAAGCCUCUAGAUGUCCUGCUCUGUGGCUCUGUCCCUGCCCAGGGGCAGGAGCCUGAGGGACGGGCCGGCAGGACCGAGCUGAAAUGUCUCUCCAGCCUUGGCUUUUCUUUCUAGUCCUGGGGCCUAGAUUCUGAACUUGGAGCCUCUGACCACACCCAUCCCAAAGGCGUCAGAACUAACUGAACUUGGGGGGCUCCCACCUCACAACUGCUGCCCACCGGGGCCUCGCUUGGGCGGGAGGACUCCUCCGUCACACCCCACCCCUUCAUCUACCAGAAUCUGGGCCACCUCCAGCAGUAUUUUUAUUUUAAAUGUUGCCCAUUUUGUGAGUUAUGAUGAAUUUGUAUUAAAUUAAAGUU